CUACUGCCCAGAGGCCGCCGCCGCCGCCCGCCCAGCCACUAGCCCGCCUGCCCAGCCAGCCCCAGGCUCCCGGGAACGUCAGCACGCCGCCGUCUCCGGACCUGCUCCACGCCAACCCCAUUGGUCAGAAGAAAAAGGCUGGCCCUCCCCAUUGGCCCGGCCCUCAUAUUGAACGGGCCAAUGGGAACUGCGGUUUCAGGUCGCCAUAGAGACCGAUGCUGUUAAGAGCGAAAGGGCCUGGAGAAAGUGGGGAGUGAGGAUGAAGCUCCAGCUGUAAAAGGUAGAGUUGGUCCCUGGCGUCAAAGGCAGGAACAACUGAACCCCUAAACGAAUCUUUGAAGGUGAGAGCCUAGGAGUGGGCGUUUCACUUUUCCCGCGUCUGGGAGCCCAUGAGGCUAUGCCCUUUGACCUUUGACAUAUGUGCAGCUUCUGCUUAUCCAGAAACACUUCCCAUUGGACAGAUCCAGGAGCACCAUUUUUCUGGACCUAAGAAGCACCAGUACUGAUGAAUAUUUCACUACCCUCUCCACCUCACAGCCCCACCCCCAAAAACAAAAGUGAAAGGAUCUUUAAUACAUCUGGAAUUGAUUUUUGUAAAUGUUGAGAGGUAGGGGGCUAAGAUUCAUUUUUUCCGUAUGAACAUCCAAUAGACCCAGGAGCAUUUAUUGAAGACUGUUCUUUGUACACUUCACAGCAGUGUGCCUCACCUCUGUCAUAAAUCAGAUAUGGAAAACAUGAAUAAAAGAGACCGACCUUUCAUCGCAAUUCAGAAAAACAAUAGCUCAGAUAAUCUGGUAUUUCAUGUGAAAAAUGGAAUAAGAAGCAUCAAGUAUAAGCCAGUAGACUAUCAACAAUUGCACGCAUUAACUGAAGCAAAAAAAUUAGCUUCUGCCUCUAUAGAGCUAAAGAUCAGAAAAGCAGUGCAGACUUCAAAGAUAUCUAAGGAACAAACACUAAUAAAGCAACACAAACAAGUGUGGUGGCAGGAGCAUCAAAGGCUAAAUGAAGUCAGAUGUAAAAUGGAAUUUGAAAUAAAACUUUUUCUCAAUGAAGAGAACAUUGGAAAUGAAUGUCUUUCUGACCUUACAAAUUUUGAACAAGAGCUAUCAGAACAAUGGUGCAUAUAUCUGAAAAAUGUGAUAAAUCCUAUUCAGCAACUGAGAGCAGAUUUAAAAUAUAGACAGCAUCACAUUUCGCAGAAUUCACAUUCACAUACUCAGUUAAACUCAGUGAAAGUACUGGAAGAGGUUGACUCUGUGAAAGAACAAUUGAAAGCUGUCUUUGAAAAACUUAGCCUGGAGCAACAGAAAUUAGAAAAUAAUCUUUCAGAGUGGAAUAUAAAAAUACUAGACCAUUCUUCAGAAGAAAAGAAUAACCUGCUUAGUGAACUUCCCAUGGAAUUAGAAACUUUGGAAUGCCCAUACCCUGAUUUGAAAUCUUCCAUUUGUAACGAGUUCUGUAAUUUUACAGAGAAAUAUCAAAAGAAACUUCAAGAUUUUGAUCUGCAGUUAGAAGACAUAUACAGAAACUUUCAGUUAAGUGAAGAAGACCACUGGGUUUACCAGGCUGUUUUGGAUCAGUAUCCUGGAGAUCUAUGUGGCAGAAGGACUCUGUAUCUGGACAUGUUACAAAGAUAUUUUCCUCACAAAUCUAGGCAUGAUUUGGUUGAACAUGAGAAAUAUUGUGACCAAUAUCACUUUGCUAGGAAGCAGCGAAGGAUCUUGAUAGCAAAUUGGAAUAAGAAUAGGAGAGAUUUUAUACAGAAGGCUGUGCUGACACUCGCUGAGGCCUGCGCAACUCAUGAAAUGGAGAGCACAUUGGCUAAGGACAGGAAAAAGCAACAGGAAUUGUGUGCUGAUCUGAAAGCCAAGGUUCUUCAAUGGCGAGCCCACCAGGAAGAGGUAGCAAGACUGGAAAUGGAAAUUUCUGCCAGAAGAAGGAAAAAGGAAGAGGAGAAAGAGAAACUGUGGAAGAAGAAGGAAUUGUUACAAAGAGAAGAAAAGAAAAAAAAAAUAAGAAAAUACUGGGCUAAAAAAGAAGAGAAGUGGCAAGAAAUGGAAAUGAGAGAUCUUCAGCGUCUAGAAGAACUGAAGAAAUUAAUGGCUGAACAGUCAGCAAAAGACAGAGAAAGGGUUAAAUAUAGACAAGAAUUAUUGGAAAAGCGUUUGAUGGAGAAAAAUGAAGUGGCUCUUCAAGAAGCGCAUGAAGAAGCAGAAAGAGAGAGGCGGCUAGAAGCCCUUAGGAAACAGGUUGCUAUUGUUGCUCAAUUUGAUCCUGUUAGAAUGAUGUCAGAUACAAUGGCAUCAAAAGCGAAGAUGGGUAUUGGAAUUGAAGAAGAAUUUAUUCUUCAAAAGCCCCUCUUCACAUUGAACACAUACAAUGAACAGCAGAUAAUUUCUGACCCUAGACUUCGUUUUGAGUUAGCACUCCGAGAAGCUGGACUUCAUGAAACCUUUUAUGCCAAAGAAAUGUUACCAAAAAUCAGUCCUCAAAAACCUCCAAGAAAGGAUAUGGAGUCCACUGUAUUUAAAAUCUAGAGCUCAUCCUUAAAUCUUAUUAGACAUAAACAAAGUUUUUCUCUGAAUACAUUUAUAUGGAUAACAAAUAAUUACUACUUUAAAUUUUUUUAAAUUUCAUACAUAGAAAUCAUAACACCUAUUAAAACAACUUUGCCUUUC
This is a messenger RNA of Pteropus alecto (black flying fox), 2678 nucleotides long. It is a transcript of the gene CCDC148, whose product is annotated as coiled-coil domain containing 148. The record is from RefSeq and is a predicted model, not a curated record. The transcript is spliced from 18 exons. Lineage: Eukaryota; Metazoa; Chordata; Mammalia; Chiroptera; Pteropodidae. The coding region runs from base 726 to 2537 and encodes 603 amino acids.